Molecule: messenger RNA, 2097 nt
Organism: Phalacrocorax carbo (great cormorant)
Lineage: Eukaryota; Metazoa; Chordata; Aves; Suliformes; Phalacrocoracidae
Source: RefSeq, a predicted model, not a curated record
GCGCGCGGCCCCGCCCCGGCCCCGCCCCUCCCCUCGCGGCGGUGCCUCGCGCCGGCGGCGGCCGUUGCUGCGCCACGAUCGGGAACGACAUGGCCGGGCCGCCCCGCCCCGUCAGCAUGGCGGAGGGCUGGGAGGAGUGCCCCGCCCUGGGGCCCGGCUGGAAGCGGCGCGAAGCUUUCCGGAAAUCGGGGGCCACCUGCGGCCGCACCGACACCUACUACCAGAGCCCCACAGGGGAGAAAUUCCGCAGCAAAAUCGAGCUGAUUCGGUUCCUCGGCCCCAGCCGCGACCUCAGGAACUUCGACUUCAAGAAUGGCCUGGAACGGCCCGGCCCCCCCAAGGCCAGGAAAGGCCCCAAAUGGCGGCCCCCCCCCGGGCCCCCCCCCGGGCCCCCCCCGGAGCCCCCCCAGGAGCCCCCCCAGGAGCCCCCUCCGCUGCCUCCCCCCGCCCCGGAGGAGCAGGUGGGCGGGGCUGAAGCUGAGGAGGCCCCGCCCCUGCUGGCCGAGGCCCCGCCCCCAGCAGCCUUGAGCCCGCCUCCUCCCGCUGAGGCCCCGCCCCCGCCGGAGCCCCCCCUCCCCCGGCGCACCCGCAAGCGGCCCCCCCCGGAGCCCCCCCAGGAGGGGGUGGUGGCGUGCUGCGCCGGCUGCCAGAGCCUGUUCCCGGGGGUGACGCUGCCCAGUCAGCGCCGCUGCCGCUGGCUCUGCCCCGAGUGCCGCGCCCAGAGACGCGACUUCAACCGGGAGCAGCGGUUCUUCAAGCGGGUGGGCUGCGGCGCCUGCCAGGCCUGUCGCAUCGCCGAGGACUGCGGCAUCUGCAGCGCCUGCGCCCGCCCCGCCCCCGCCCCCGCCCGGCCCCCCAAGUGCCUCCUGCGCCGCUGCCUCCGCAUCGUCAAGAAGAGCCUGGGCUGCGGCUCCUGCCCGGGCUGCCUGGCCACCGAGGACUGCGGGAGCUGCUGCAUCUGCCUGCGCCGCCUCAAGCCGGGCCUGAAGCGCCAGUGGCGCUGCCUGCGCCGCCGCUGCCUGCGCCCCAAGGUGGGGCGCCGACGGGGCUCCCCGACACCCCCCGGCCCCGCCGAACCCCCCAAAACACCCCCCCACGCCCCGCUGACCCCCCCGUGUGCCCCACAGCGCUCGGGGGUGGCCAAGAAGACGACUUACGGCCCGCGGAAGCUGACGGUGAAAUGGAAGCCCCCCUUGGAGCGAGAGCCCAGCGCCGCCCCCAGCACCCGGCACAGGAAGCAGCUGAACAAGGUGAAGGAGAAGAAGAAACCGGGGAGACCCCCCAAACACCCCGGGGCCCGCGGUGGGGGCGGGGACAAGGAGCCCCCGGCGGGGGGGGCUGAGAAGGGCCCCGGACCCCCCCCGGGGCCCCCCCCUGCACCUGCCCCCCCUCAAGGAGGAGCCGGACCCCUCCCCCGCCUCGAGGACCCCCGGCUGGGGCUCCUCAUCGCCUCCGCCCCCCGCCUCAAAGCGACCCCCCCGGAGCCCAGCGUCACCCCGGGACCGCCCCCCCCCGGAGAUUUGGGGGUCCUCAUCGCCGCCACCCCCCGGGUGAAGCAGGAGCAGCCGCAGCCCAGCGCCUCCCUCGUGCCGGUGCCCCCCCGGCUCCCCCCCGCCCAGCUGGUGGUGCUGGAUGAGAGCGAGGAAGAGGAGGAGGAGGAAGGGGGCAACCGAGUGCCCCCUCCCCCUGCCCCCUCCCCCCCCCCGCUGGCCGGCACUUUUUUAGCCGAACUGGCCGAAAUCCCCCUCCCCGCUCACUGGGGGGUGGUGGGACGAGACGAGGGGGGGUCUCCUCCCCCCUCCCCCACCAGCGCCCCCUCCCCACCACCCCCGGGCCUCCGCUUGGUCCAACGCUCCCCCCACUCCCCCAUGGCCGCCACCGUCGUCCUCUUUGGGCCCCCGGCUUGGCUUUUCGGGUGCUGGUGGCCCGUCGGCGCCCCGUCCCCCCCGGGCACGAGGUGCUGACGUGCCGCCCCCCCCGCCUGCGCUCUGUCGACGACCUCGUCGAGCUCCUCUGCGACCUCGAAGCUUAUCGGCCCUGCCCGGGACCCCCGGGGGAAGCCCCCCGACCCCCGGCCCCUCGCUGCCAGGUCCUGGU